Alligator sinensis (Chinese alligator) is the source of this 4511-nucleotide messenger RNA. It is a transcript of the gene SH3BP2, whose product is annotated as SH3 domain binding protein 2. Gene Ontology annotation, molecular function: SH3 domain binding. The record is from RefSeq and is a predicted model, not a curated record. Bases 162 to 1943 code for a protein of 593 amino acids. NCBI's taxonomy places the organism in Eukaryota, Metazoa, Chordata, Crocodylia, Alligatoridae. The transcript is spliced from 13 exons. Gene Ontology annotation, biological process: signal transduction.
GUGGAAGCAAAAGCAGUUAAGACAGGGUUUCUUUUUCUUUUUUGUAUAUGAGACCUCAGGCUACAGCAGCAGUCACCGCAGAUACUGAACCUUUAGAUACACAUGCAGGAAAGAAGCAGAAGGAUGAUUAUUUUUUACCUGAGAGAAACCCUUAGUUGCUAAUGGCACAUUUGGUACAAAGGAAACAUUCAUUCGGUGCAACAUUCAUCAGAAAAAAUAUGUGUCGGCCAGACCUUGUCAUCAGAAUAAUGGCCUCAGAAGAACAGUGUUGGCCAGUCCCAAUGAAGGCGAUUGGAGCCCAGAACCUACUGACAAUGCCCGGAGGGGUUUCCAAGUCUGGAUACCUACACAAGAAAGGAGGCACGCAGCUGCCAAUUAUGAAAUGGCCACUGAGGUUUGUGAUUAUCCAUGAGGGAUGUAUUUACUACUUUAAGAGCAGCACAUCUGCAUCUCCACAGGGUGCUUUCUCUCUAAAUGGGUACAACAGGGUUAUGCGGGCAGCUGAGGAGACAACAUCAAGCAAUGUGUUCCCUUUCAAGUUGGUUCACAUUAGCAAGAAGCACAGAACCUGGUUCUUUUCUGCCUCCUCUGAAGAUGAAAGAAAGAGCUGGAUGCUCUCACUGAGGAGGGAAAUAGAUCAUUAUCAUGAGAAGAAGGAAACAAUAGUAGAGUUCAGUGAUUCUGGUUCUGAUGCAGACAGUUUCUAUGGCUCAGUUGAACGUCCUGUUGAUAUCAAAUACUCUCAUCAUUCCACAGAAAAUGAAGACUAUGACCAGGAAGAGGAUGAAGAAUCUUACUUGCAACCAGAUACUUCAGACUUGUUGAAACCAGAUGAUAACAUGGUCCUCCCACCAGCCUACCCACCACCACCAGUUCCUCACAUCAGAAAAGCUGCUUACACAGAAUCGAGGGCACGCUCUUUUCCUGGCAAAUCCACUGGGCCCCAACUUCCUCCUCCUCCUCCACCUAAAAGAAGCUUGCCCGAUAUAAAAUCUGAGGACUUCUUGCACAUGAGGGAAUCCCAGCUGCACUGCAGAGCUGAGCCUAAUCUCAAGAUGCAGCCAUCAAACAGGAGGAUGAGCGAUGCGCCGCCACCUCUUCCCCCCAUACCUCAUUUCAAAAAGGGUGCCUUCAACAAAGACAGCUGUUCACCAUCACCAGAACCUCUGCCUAUUGGCCAUGUUUUUGCCACUCCAGAAGGAUGUGAGAAACUCAAAAGUUUAAGCCUUUCCCAAUUGACCCCACCUCCAUUACCAGGCAACAAACCCAAAAUAGCGCAUUUGUCUGAGAAGCCAAUUGAGAUCAAAGUGCCCAAAGAACUUGGCAAGCCUGGACUGUUUGUGCCACAAGUGCUGCCUAAGCCGCCUUUACCCAGCCAUCCGCCACCUCUGCCUGGCCACCCUCCAUCCCUAUUUGGCCACCAGCUGCCUGUGCCCGGCCAUCCGCCACCCAUACCUGGAAUCAAACCUAAACCAGAGAAGGCUGUGCUUCCUCAGUUACAAUCACCACCAGAUGGACAAAGUUUCCGUAGCUUCUCAUUUGAAAAACCAGCUAUAACCUCAAAGCAAAACCACUCUGAAGAAGAUUCUGAUGAAGACUAUGAAAAAGUUGAGCUGCCUAAUUCAAUAUUUGUUAAUACUUCUGAAUCUACUGAUGUUGAAAGGAUGUUCAAAACUACCAGUCCAAGAGGACAGCCCCAAAAUGGAUUAUAUUGUAUUCGGAAUUCAUCUACCAAGCCUGGAAAGGUAUUGGUUGUAUGGGAUGAGUCUACAGAGAAAGUAAGGAACUACAGAAUCUUUGAAAAGGAUACAAAGUUUUACCUGGACUCAGACACCAUGUUUCUGAACCUUGGAAGUUUGAUUGAGUACUACUCCACCCAUGUCUUACCCAGCCAUGACAGCCUCACUCUCGGAUGUCCUUAUGGCUACUCUGGACCAAGGUGACACAACCUGUAUAAUUCACUGACUGAGGUAAAAGGCACUGUGGAAAGAUGGUCUCUUAGAGGAAUGGUAGUUCCUACUAGCCUAUAAAGUGAACAGAAUAGCCACGCUAUUGGGCUUGACUGGGUUUGUUCUUUGCACACAUGGAGACUGAAUCUGUUUCAACCACUUGUCCCACAGAGUACGGAUUGCAUACAGACUUCAUCUAACGUUCUCUUUGGUAAAAUUUUCCAAUCCUGAUCACUGGACUUUGUUGGGCCUUUCUCCAAAGGGCAGCUUGGCUAUGCUGUGAGAAGUGUUUGCAAGAUUCGUGCCUUUUGUAGAACUGCUGCUACUACUUUCCCAGGCAUGUGGAUGUGAAGGUGGAGGAUGGACAUGGCCACAGCAGUGUUGUGAACAAAACCAAUAGGAAUGAGGAACUUCUGAAAGUAAAGCACAAGCUAAUUGUGCUCAGGAAUACUACCUGUCUGACUCAGACAUUCACUCUUUGAGUUGAUAUUGGUGCUUGACUGAGAUUUUGUAGUAAUUUAUAAUUAAUUUGUAAAUAAGUAACUAGAAUAUUUCUGGCAAAAAUUGGAUUUUGUGUGGCCACAGGAAAUCAGAGGUGGCCCUUUCUAAGUCAGACUUUGCGAAAAAACAUCCUCUGAUCACUGUAUCUGACUCCCAGGCUGUACCACAAGUGCCUCCCCAAGGGACUGCUUAUCUUGGAUCUCAUCUCAGUUCUCUAUAAUGCUCAGUGUUAGCCACUCCGGACAGUUGUGGAAUAGUAUUGAUUUUACUCUAAGGAAAGUUCUGUUAACUAGUUCUCAGCAGGGAAAGUGAUGCCACCUUUUUUUCUUCCUGAGUGCAUGGGAAAAGAGAGAGAGAACAUGUGAACUGAAGUGGAGAAAACUCUGGAGCGUACCCCAGAUUCUCCUCAGAAGGCCCCUACAGAAGGAAGGAACAAGAAAGAUGGGCUUAAUAUUUGAAUCGCUAAUGAAUAAUUUAUAAAAUUCUAUUAAAACGCUUGGACUAAAUUAUCAAGGUCUCAGAUUCUGUAUGUGUAAAAUGCAUUGUUCUCAUUGCACCUUCUGGGAAUCUGAAAUUUAUUCUCUGCCAUUUUUUUUUUUAAAUUGGUGACUUGGUUUGGCAUCCAGUAACUUUGAGAUCAUGUGUCUCUCACUGGUUUAUAUAUUAAUUCAUUUUCUGUCAGCUAAGAACAAAAUGUGGAAUUUAAAAAAUCCCUAUCAAUACAAGGUGCUUGUAGUUCUUCUUGCCAAGUUUUUGUGUAGAAGUGUCUUACAGACAAGGUGUUAAUAGAAUCACUUUAGCAUCAUUGACUUUUUCUAGUGCAUGUUAUUAAAUGUCCUGCAUUUCACAAAUCGUAAAAGUUCUGUAAUUAUGACCUUGGAAACAAGUUUAAUCUUUCUGAACCUGAAACAGAACUAAUCCAGGUUUAUAUGGCAAGGCUUCUGAUUCCAGACUGGGGAAUGGUCUUUCUUCUUGUUGACUUUCUGCACACCGGCUUUAAUCUCUGACACUAACUUUUGCUUAUUUAAAUUAUAUACAUUGAACAAGAUGGUUACAACGUGUAAGUCUUCUAUUUAUAAAAAAAUGAAUUAAAUAUGGGGGUUUUUUUAAUUUACCAGAGUAUUACCUCUGGUGAAUUCUCCUUGAGAGAGAUGUUUGGAGCCACAAUUCCUAGCUUCAGAUUGCUGCUUUGAUGCUUUUGAACUGACUUAUCUGUAAUUAUAUUUAUCUCUGCCGUGUUUAUAAAUAUAAGUUAACACUACCCUGGAAAACCUACAGUGCUACAAGCAUUGGAUUGUGAUUUUAAUGAGCUAAACGCUUUUCUUUUCCUGUAUGGGUAUUCUCUGGAUUUUCUUCUCUGACUGUGAACGUUCAGCCAAUCAAGUGCCUGUAAAAACUAGUCAGAGUGGUUCUAUGGUGAGUGCAGAGAGCCAACCUUAGAAGAGAGAGGAUUGCCCAGAUAUCAUUUAGCUUUUUCCCCCUUCAGAGGUUAAUCAAAUUAAUUCUGCCCCCUGUAGAAAAAUAUGACUUUGCAAUAAAAGGCCAUUCACUCACACUUAGACUUGCUGUGUUGCAGGGAGCAGUGAAUUCAAAUAUAUCAUUUUGGUAGCAUUUUGUUUAGGCCCUUAUAAUGAAUAUUAUUAAUCUCAAAUCCCUUAAACUGCAAAAGUAACAUGUAAUCAAAUAUAAUAAAACAUAACACUGUCUUUGUGUAUCGUAUGAGAUUUGCAAAUAUGUAAAUAUUCAUUUUUCUAUGCCUUAAUUUCCUUGUGAUAAACCUUUGAAUGUAUAUGUCUAUGAGGUGAAUAAAUUUUAAGGCCAGUUCCUAUGAAACCUGUGCAUUAUCACUGACCUGUAAUAUACUUAAAAGGAAGAACUUGUUGUCUUGUUGGGCUAUAUUUAAAUGCACGUGCUCCUAGAAUUCUGAUUUUCAUUUUUCAACACCUUUGAGGAAUAGUGGUGUUCAUGGGAAGCUCUUUCAGAAACUUACCAUUUCAGCAAACAAAUAUGAAUUAUACACCUGCAUUCUGCAGGGAAAUGAAUCCAUAAAUAAAAGAAUAU